This is a messenger RNA of Plasmodium vinckei vinckei, 1437 nucleotides long. RefSeq names its product flap endonuclease 1, putative. The record is from RefSeq and is a predicted model, not a curated record. NCBI's taxonomy places the organism in Eukaryota, Apicomplexa, Aconoidasida, Haemosporida, Plasmodiidae. Bases 1 to 1437 code for a protein of 478 amino acids. The transcript has a single exon. Gene Ontology annotation, molecular function: 5'-3' exonuclease activity; 5'-flap endonuclease activity; DNA binding.
AUGGGAAUUAAAGGAUUAACGAAAUUCAUCGCGGACACUGCUCCAAAUGCGAUUAAAGAGAUAAAAAUAGAAAACUUAAUGGGAAGAGUAGUAGCAAUUGACGCAUCCAUGUCUUUGUAUCAAUUUAUAAUAGCAAUUAGAGAUGGAGAUCAAUAUGGGAAUUUAAUGAACGAAUCAGGUGAAACAACUUCACACAUAUCUGGUUUAAUGUCAAGAACUAUAAAAUUAAUGGAAAAUGGAUUAAAGCCAAUUUAUGUUUUUGAUGGAGCUCCACCCGAAUUAAAGGGUUCAGAAUUAGAAAAGAGAGGAGAGAAAAGGCAAAAAGCAGAAGAAUUAUUAUUGAAAGCAAAAGAAGAAGGAAAUUUAGAAGAAAUAAAAAAACAAAGUGGAAGAACAGUAAGAGUAACAAAAAAACAAAAUGAAGAAGCAAAAAGAUUAUUAACAUUAAUGGGAAUACCGGUUAUUGAAAGUCCAUGUGAAGCUGAAGCACAAUGUGCAUUUUUAACAAAAUAUGAUAUGGCUCAUGCAACUGCUACUGAAGAUGCAGAUGCAUUAGUUUUUGGAACAAAAAUAUUAAUAAGAAACUUAAAUGCUAAUGCGUCGUCAAAUAAAAAUAAAAAUAAAAAUUCUAGCAAAAGAGGAUAUAUAUUAACCGAAAUAAACUUAGAACAAGUAUUAAAAGGAUUAAAAUUAACAAUGGAUGAAUUUAUAGAUUUUUGUAUCCUUUGUGGAUGUGAUUAUUGUGAUACUAUAAAAGGUAUAGGGUCUAAAACUGCUUAUAAUUUAAUAAAAGAAUAUAACUGUAUUGAGAAUAUUAUUAAAAAUAUUGACCAAAAUAAAUACCAAGUACCCGCUAAUUUUAAAUAUGUAGAAGCUAGGCAAUCAUUUAUUAAUCCAAAAGUUUUAGAAAAAAGUGAAGUAAAAAUUGAUUGGUGUGAACCCAAAAUCGAAGAAUUAAAGACCUUUUUAAUUAAAGAACAUAAUUUUAAUGAAGUUAGAGUAACAAACUAUAUUACCAGAUUAUUAAAAGCUCGAAAGGUAACAACACAGAGACGUCUUGACACCUUUUUCACUACUUGCACAAAAAAAAGCACAAAAUUAAUUAUAGAAGAAAGCCAAAAAGAACUAUUAAAAGCUAAAGGUAAAGGGAAAAAGAGAGAAAUGAAUGACAACUCUACUAAGCUUAAUGCAAAAAAGAAGAAACCCGACAUAAAGGACGAGAAGAAAAAUACCGAAAAAAUGAAUGAGCUGAAAAACAAAUCCAAUGAAAAUUUAGUAAAAGAUGAAAAUGAUCAGGAUAAUUAUAAUCAAAAUCUUUUUGACGAAAAAUCGAACUCAGAAUCAGGUAAUAUAAAAGAUGAAAACAUAAAAGAAGAUAUUUCUUCUAAUGAUAUAACAAUGGAUAUUCCAAAAUGCACUAAUGAUAUAGUAUGUUAA